This is a messenger RNA of Cryptomeria japonica (Japanese cedar), 1167 nucleotides long. Its product is annotated as phospholipase A1-Igamma1, chloroplastic-like. The record is from RefSeq and is a predicted model, not a curated record. Gene Ontology annotation, molecular function: glycerophospholipase activity. Lineage: Eukaryota; Viridiplantae; Streptophyta; Pinopsida; Cupressales; Cupressaceae. Gene Ontology annotation, biological process: lipid metabolic process. The coding region runs from base 1 to 1167 and encodes 388 amino acids. The transcript is spliced from 2 exons.
AUGGCCGUAUUUCCAUUGCCCCAGCUUGAAGAUAAUGCUGUAUUAUUACCCAGUUCCCAAACUAACUCAACGCAGCCUCAGCUAUGUGACGUAUGGAGAGAUAUACAAGGUGCCCAUAAUUGGAAUGGUUUGCUUGAUCCCAUGGUGCCCAAUUUGAAAGCUGAAGCUCUCAGAUAUGGGAAUUUGGCACAGCUUUGUUACGACGCAUUUGAUGGCAAAAGCUACUCCAAAAACUACGGCACAUGUUAUCACAGUAAAAGAUAUCUGUUCAAUAAGAUGGGCAUGUCUGAAAGUGGCUACCAAGUCACUAAAUAUGUUUACGCCAAUACUAAUCUGUUAAAUCAAGUUUUUGGUGAGAAACCAAAAGACCAAGGUGUUUGGUUGGGUUUUAUUGCAGUUUGCACGGAUCCAAAUGAGAUAAGAAGGCUUGGACGACGAGACAUAGUGAUUGCAUGGAGAGGAACUCAGACUGCAUGGAGAUAUUCUUGCGCUGCAGGAGCCACUGUGAACAUCAGCUCCAGAGAUUUGGUAGUCUCAGAGAUAGAACGAUUGAUUCAAGUUUAUGAAAAAGAGAUGGACAAUUUAAGCAUAACAUUUACGGGACACAGCUUAGGAGCUGCUCUUGCAACCUUGAGCGCUUAUGAUAUCAAACAAAUGCUUUGCGCCAAGCAUAAUUUUCAUCAAAUUCCCGUCACCGUCUUCGCUUUUGCCUCUCCCCGGGUGGGAAAUCCUGCGUUUGCUAAACGGGUGGAGGAGAUUGGAGUGAAAGUGCUGAGGUUUGUGAACAAGCGUGACCUGGUUCCCAAAGUGCCCGGAGUUUGUAUGAACGAGAACGUGGGAUGCCUCAGCAAAUUGCUGCAUUGGCUUCCGUGGACAUACUUUCAUGUUGGCGUCGAGCUUCCUUUACACAACAAUUCUCCAUUCAUUCAGCACACCCAUAAUCUUGCCUACUUUCAUAAUUUAGAGCUUUACUUGCAUUUACUGGACGGGUACGUUGGAAGUAAGCAGCCGUUUUCUUGGAGUGGAAGAGAUCAUGCUCUGGUUAAUAAGAGCUGUGAUUUAUUGCGCGAGAAAUAUGAAAUUCCUCCAAAAUGGUGGCAGGAACAGAACAAGGGCCUCGUUAAAGGUCCAGAUGGCAAAUGGACGCAGCCAUCAGAAGAGGAAUAA